ACAACUAACCUUAAAAAUAUUCCUGUCAAAACAUAAAUCUAACCUCACAAUUUAUAAUCAAACCUAAUUUUAACAACUUACUGGUAGCCUUUCAAAAUUGGCAAUUAAUCUAACCUAAAAAAUAUCUGUCAUGUAUUAAAUCAUCGUCAUCAAUUAAAAUCCGUUUAAAACUUACGUCUUAUAUAAUGUGAAUAUUUAACAAAAUUAUUUUGGUGAGUCAAAAUGCAGCUAGAUUUUUGGAAAACUCUUGUUUAUGUGCUCACCUUUAUAACCUACGUUUAUUCGGGUUUUGGUGCUGGAAUUCUGGGUAACAUCCGAGACGCAGUCGUUUCAGCACAAAACGUUUUCGGUGACACGUUCUCGAAUAUAAUCAAUGUAGCGAAGAAAUUCAAGAAUCUUAACGACGUUUUUGAUGCGGCUGUGAAUGAAGAUUGUGUUUACAAGUGCCCGGUGAAUGGGGUACAACCCCGACCUAAUAAAAACCACGUUCCUAAAGCCGACGGUUGCGGAUCGUUGGGUUUAAGCAUUAAAAGCGAAUUCCUUCCUAUAGCUGAUAUGACGAAAUGUUGUGAUGAUCAUGAUAUUUGCUACGAUACAUGUAACAAAGACAAAGAAAUGUGCGAUAUUGAAUUUAAAAAGUGUUUGUAUAGGUAUUGUGAUAAGUAUCAGAAAAGUGUUGGGGAGAAUGUUGUUAAAGGUUGUAAGGCGGCUGCAAAGUUGUUGUUUACUGGUACUUUAACAUUGGGUUGUAAAUCUUAUUUAGACGCCCAAAAAAAGGCGUGUUUUUGCCCUAAUAUUGGAUGGAAAGAUAAUCGUAAUAAAAAAUAUGCUAAAGGUGAUGGAGAAUUAUAAAAAGAUUGUGAUAAUUUAACUUAAUUUUUUGGUUUUUGUUGGAAUGUUAAAUAAAAAUGUGGUGGAUUUGUUUGUAUUC
Onthophagus taurus is the source of this 931-nucleotide messenger RNA. NCBI's taxonomy places the organism in Eukaryota, Metazoa, Arthropoda, Insecta, Coleoptera, Scarabaeidae. The record is from RefSeq and is a predicted model, not a curated record.